ACAUUUCUCUCUGCAUGUCAGUGAAUGCAGCAUUUCUGCGUCACUUCCGAAAUCGCCGUUUCCUGUCGAAGAUGGCUGCGACCUUGUGUGUAAAAUUGCUACCGAAACAGGGAUGGCUUCCCCUGACUCAGAGUGUUCGUCACGGCUCCAAAGCUGUGACUCGACACAAGAGGCCGAUGCAUUUCAUCAAACAGAAGCUGAUGGCUGUGACAGAGUACAUCCCUCCUGCUCCAGCUGCUCCUCCAGGUGCCUAUCCGCGCGAGACCAAAAGCGUCCAGGAGGAGACUCCCUUGAUGUUGAUCUUGAAGAGGAAUUUGGAGAAGGUGUUCCAGGACUGUAAGAUGAUCGCCGUGGUCCAAGACAGCUCCAGCAGUGCUGAAGACAUGAUGAGUCUGAGGCACAGACUUCACAAACAUGACAUUAAGGUCAAAUUCUUCCCCAACGAGGUGAUGCGGUCGUUCCUGAAUAACAGCAUUUACUGCAACAUGGCUCCUCUGAUCUUCGGCCCGACGGUCCUGAUCGUCAGUAACGAGCCGAAGGUGAAGGAGAUGCUGAAAACUCUGAGAGGCAGUCCACAGAUGACGCUCCUGGGAGCGUGUAUAGAGAACUCGUUGCUGAGUGCUGAGGGGGUGCUGAGCUACUCCAAACUCCCGUCGGUGACAGUGGUGCAGGGCGAGCUGGUGAGCGGGCUGACGAUGAUGACAUCACGCACGGCCUCCCUGCUGCAGCGUCACCCGGCCCACCUCUCCGCCCUGCUGCAGCAGUACGUCAAACAGCAGGGCACAGACGCCACCGCAGAGGAGGCAACGUAGAGCUUCAGAGGAAGCCACUGAGACUGACUUUUGAUUCCAGCUGCUUUGGGAAUGACGAGAGUGGAUGCAAACCGCAGAAUUGAACCCAAAGUUUAACGAUGAGAAGAAUUCUGCAUAGAAAUACCCAACGCUGAAUCCUUUUGUUUGCAUCCAUCAACAGGAGUGUUGUUGCUCCUGUGAAUGAACUCUGCAGAAGUGUCAUCAUCUCCACAACAAUAUUUUUAUCUAAGGAUAAAGUCACAUAUAAAUAA
This is a messenger RNA of Labrus bergylta (ballan wrasse), 1063 nucleotides long. It is a transcript of the gene mrpl10, whose product is annotated as mitochondrial ribosomal protein L10. Gene Ontology annotation, cellular component: mitochondrial large ribosomal subunit. Gene Ontology annotation, biological process: translation. NCBI's taxonomy places the organism in Eukaryota, Metazoa, Chordata, Actinopteri, Labriformes, Labridae. Gene Ontology annotation, molecular function: structural constituent of ribosome. The record is from RefSeq and is a predicted model, not a curated record.